This is a messenger RNA of Homalodisca vitripennis (glassy-winged sharpshooter), 2517 nucleotides long. RefSeq lists its product as uncharacterized. The record is from RefSeq and is a predicted model, not a curated record. The transcript is spliced from 27 exons. Bases 63 to 2396 code for a protein of 777 amino acids. Lineage: Eukaryota; Metazoa; Arthropoda; Insecta; Hemiptera; Cicadellidae.
UUUACAAUAUGGCCAGCGUUAAUGACUUUUUCAGCAUCCCAAGAUGACUCGCCUUUCUUGCGAUGAACUUAUUCCUUUUGGCCAAAAUUUGUGUGAUUCUGGCCGUAGUACUGCCCAGUCUGCAGCAGGAUGAUGAGUUUGGCAAUGACUACAUGGUGGAUGAGCUGCCAGGCCAGAGAGAAAAGACCGGGGCCAGACCCAAGUCCGCCAGGGAAGCCAUGAGGCAAGCCUCCCGGUUGGCCCAGAAGCUUCCAAGAAGUGAUGAAUCUGACCAAUCCUACGCUAUCUUACAAGGCCCUGCCCUAGGAGGAGCAAGAGGGCUGAGGGUCCAAGUUAGUGACACAAUAGCAGUAACCACACCAAGAUACAAUUCCAGACGCCCUCGCAACCUAAGAAAGUUUCAGAGAGCAAGUUCAGAUGAGAUUCCUGUAGCAAGACGUAGAACUAAUGACCAAAUACCCUCUCUUCCGGACAGUUUCAGUCAACGGCAUAGUUCAGGAAGGUCUGUCCGUCGUUCAAGACCAUUGGAAAGAGAUCGUUACAAGUACUUGAAGAAACAGAAGAGACCUCGAGAAAAAAGAGCGAUAGAAGACAGAACAAGGGGCAAUGUAUUCAAUCUGCCUCCAAUGACAAAUGAAGAAGAUGCCAAGAAGAAAAAAAAGAAGAAAAAGAAAAAGAAGAAAUCCAUUACUGAUGCCCCACCCACAAUGAGAAAGAUUCAAAAGAAAUCAAAGAAAUUUCGUAUUUAUAUGGAAAGUGAGGAGUUGGCAUUGGGCAAAACCAAAGGGAAGGCUUCUCAUCCAAACAUUGUUGAAAAUCUCUCCAAAGAGCUGGAUCAGCUAUUGAAAAAAUCAAAGGAUAUAGAAGAACAGACCUCACAGACAAUGAAGAUGACAACAAAAAAAUCAAAAUUUGUUUGGAUUCCUAAAAAUUGGCCGAAUCCACCAUCUUGGAGACCUCCCACCAGAGGCCCUGGAAAAGGGGUGUUUCGUGGGCGUCUUCGACCAUACUCAGAGGAGAUUGUAACCAUUGGACCGCAGAUCAUGAGCGAAGAGAGUCCUGAGGUUAAGGAUGCAAGACCGAUGGCUGUAGAUGAAUCCAGCACCUUAUUUAAUUGGAAGGAAUUUGACCACCCUCUUACCUCAGGGAAGGAAAAGCUAGUGUUCAAGCCACCUCCUGAGGACUGGCCAGAACCCACCCAUCCAGCAGAUGGGGUUUACGAUUGGCAUAAGUCACAGUUUAAGAGAGGUCCAAAAGUAAGAAGACCCCUCUAUGUAACCUUUCCUCCUCGAAUGAGCAGCAAUCAGAAACAUUACUCCACUCCUUGGGCCUGGGCUAAAGCUGCUGACGAGCAGAUUGCAAUGUUUCGUCGCAAUGAUAUGUGGCAGACAAAGCCUUAUGUAAGACCAACACUGCCUACUUUAGGACCUCUACCGAGUACAUGGCCUACAAUCGGUACCAAACGGAUCUUCUCCUUACCACCACAGAACAAGGUCCAAGCAGAUAUUGACAUUAACAGGUUGUACUACAACCAAGGUCAGAGAUCAGGGAAGAGAUGUGCCAAGGUAGAACAAAUACAAGAAAAAGGGGAACUUCAUUUGUUUUCGAAGAAGCAAGGACAAGUGGAUGAAAUACACCUGACUACUGGAAUGCCUUUAGCGCCUGUGGAUUGGAGGAAAGUAGAUCCUUCAGAAUUAAAGGACGGAGUCGGAGCCCCUGACCUGAACCAUGUUACCCAUCAGGAGAGCCACCAUCAGAGCUAUCACUACGGUCAAGACCAUGCGGCGUGGCAGGGGCACUCCCAGGGGGUGCGAAGGGGGAGUCAGUCUCAUACACAGUACCACGGAUACCAACAUUACUACGCCAACUACACCAACUACUACAGCCAGUACUACCAGAACUAUUACAGUCAACUGGCCAAUAAGAGUGCAGUCUACCACCAAGAGAAAGCUCACCAUUUUCAGGACAAAAAUUCAGUCUCAGGCCACUAUCAGAGUCACUACGUCUAUCAGGGCCAAGCGUCCAGGCAGUCAGAACUAAGGCCUCCAGCCUACUUUUAUAAUCCACAUGAAGAAUCCUUCUCUAAAACUCCCCCUAAUGAAGAAACAAAUGAUGCCAUUGCUGAUGGACCUCCUCCUACUUUAGAAAUCCCAUAUCGAUUUCCUAACGAGUAUGCUGGCAAUGAUAGGGACUUAAGGGUUCCUCUGCAACCUAAGGAAGGGUACAAGCCUCACUCUCAGGUCUGGGGGCCUCACCGUGUCAGAAGACCUGGCCCACUUCGAAGAGGAUACCAGACACGAUACAGACGCACAGGAGGGUUCCGCCCUACUGGGUACCGUAGCAUCUUCACUGCCCCACUACACAAGGUGUCAUGGACCACUGCCAUCCCUCACUGACACCUAUCUUUGAAGUCUUUCUAUAGCAUCAUGUCACCUUCACAAAACUCUGUUACUUGGCGGUUUUAGUGAAAUAUCUAACCAACACCCAAAAACUAAAAGAUUAGGAAUAGUGUCUGAA